This is a messenger RNA of Vigna unguiculata (cowpea), 1514 nucleotides long. RefSeq lists its product as uncharacterized. NCBI's taxonomy places the organism in Eukaryota, Viridiplantae, Streptophyta, Magnoliopsida, Fabales, Fabaceae. The record is from RefSeq and is a predicted model, not a curated record.
UCAAUAUUUCCCACCGCUUCCUCUUUCCUUCCUCUCUCUCACUCAAAGUCACAAUCUUGUACCUUUCUUUUCGCUAUAAAUUCAAUGAUCCCAUCAGAACAGACACUGAUUUUCCACACUCGCGGAUCGGUUUCACAUUAGCAGAAAGAAAGAGAGAGAGAAAAGAUGGAAGUGGAAGUGGUGGUUCCGGUGGACUUCAACUUCGACAGCAACUGCUCCUCCCCAUUCAUCACCGCUCCUUCCAGCCCCCAACGCUUUGGUAACAACGCCAACUUCUUCUUCAGCGCCCCCACCAGCCCCACGCGUCCUACUCCCUUCUUCUUCCACGACUCUCAUUCCUCCUCUGUUCCCUUCCUCCGGGAACAACAACAGCAACAACCCCAACCUAAUGCCAACCACGAUGAUUUCGAGUUCAAUUUCACCGGACACGUCGACAGACCUUCUCUCUCCGCCGACGAACUCUUCCACGCCGGAAAGAUCCGUCCCCUCACGCCGCCCCUUCCCUCCCCUUCUCCCGUGACAUCUCCGGGCAAGAACAAGAACAGGGAAGAAGAAGAAGAAGAAGAAGAAGAAGAAGAGAAGAAGAAGAAGAAAGUGCGAGGGAGGGAAAGAGUUUCGGUGUCUGGUCGCAGAGGAAGUAGUAGGUCCUUGUCUCCGCUGAGAAUCUCCGACAUUAUGAGCGACUCCGAGGAGAAAACCGUUCCUUCCCCUACAAGCAACUCUAAAUUGUCAUUCUUGUCUUCCAUUCCCUUCACCAGAAAAUGGAGGAUUAGAGAUUUUCUCCUCUUCCGAAGUGCCUCUGAGGGAAGAGCCACGGACAAAAACCCGCUCAGGAAAUACGUGAUUCUCUCCAAAAGCGAAGAUGUUCGAAACUCCAGCUUCCGGUCCGCCGAGAGUUCCGGUUCGGUCUCCAAACGCCGCGGCCCGGUUUCGGCCCACGAGUUGCAUUACACGGUGAACCGGGCUGCGUCCGAGGAGAUGAAAAAGAAGACGUUUUUGCCUUACAAGCAGGGUUUGUUGGGCUGCUUGGGCUUUAACCCUGGUAUGCAUCACAUUUCUAAGGGUAUGGGGUCUUUGACGCGUUCCUAAUCAAUUCAAAUAUAUCUCCUUUGGAUUUUCUUUGCUCCAUUUUCAUAUUGUUCUCCUCUUGUCCGCAAAAACACUCAAAUUUGUACCAAAAUAAUUUUGCCAUUCACACCAACAUAUCAUACCUUACUCUCACUUCUCUAAUUUCUCACUCUUAAAUCAUUCAAACAAACCAAAAUAAAAUUAUACUAUAGAACAAAUUAAAACGCAUUUUAUCAUAUUUAGUGAGACUAUAUAUUUUUUAUUUAACCGGGAUUGUUUUUAUUAUUAAGUUUAAAAAAGUUAAGAGUAUCGAGGUUUGCGAAGAAGACAUUGAAUAUGAUGGGAUGGUGUUGGUUGCAUUGAUGGUGAUUGGUAUAAACUGAGAAUGGUAUAUGGAAUAUGGUUAGCGAAAAGAAAGAAGAUAAAGCAUGGACGUGGAAAGAAUA